This is a messenger RNA of Corticium candelabrum, 680 nucleotides long. Its product is annotated as emopamil-binding protein-like. The transcript has 4 exons. Gene Ontology annotation, molecular function: cholestenol delta-isomerase activity. Gene Ontology annotation, cellular component: membrane; endoplasmic reticulum. Bases 17 to 637 code for a protein of 206 amino acids. Gene Ontology annotation, biological process: sterol metabolic process. Lineage: Eukaryota; Metazoa; Porifera; Homoscleromorpha; Homosclerophorida; Plakinidae. The record is from RefSeq and is a predicted model, not a curated record.
UGUUAAGACUUUUGUGAUGGAAGAUAUCGGAUUUACUCCACGAGCUGGCUAUUGCUUACUGGCAAAUGGAUUGCAGUUUAUCGUGUCGCUUGUCAUAGGUCUGCGUCUAGCUAAGGGUGUAAUCAGUAAAGGUGACAAAGUCGUCGUCGUUUGGCUGGUUUUCGACGCUUUCAUCCACUUUGCACUUGAGGGUCUGUUUGUAUUCUACUCGAUUGGAACGACAGUUGACAAGACACAUGGACAGAUGGAGGACAUUCUGGUGGCUAUCUGGAGAGAGUAUGGACUUGCCGACAGCCGAUGGAUUCACGGUGAUGCCACACUUGUAUCUCUUGAAAUUCCCACUGUUUUUCUGUGUGGGACUCUUUGUUUGGUACUAAUAGAUGCAAUCGUUAACAAGAGAUCAUACAGGCACUUCAUUCAGAUAACUCUCUGUGUUUGCGAACUGUAUGGCGGCUGGAUGAUAUUCUGCCCGGAGUGGUUGACAGGCAGUCCAUCACUUAACACAUCCAAGUUCCUCUAUCUCUGGUGUUAUCUCGUCUUUUUCAACAUGCUGUGGGUUGUUCUGCCAGUAUACAUGCUCUACCAGUCUUGGGUUUCAGUAAGCCAGACAGCUGACAAUGAGAAAAAGGAAAACUAAUUUUAGCCCUGCUAAAAAUAAAUGCUUACUAAUUGUCACGUGA